UACCCGCCUCUUUGUGCAUAAAAGCGUAACUAUUCGGACGCAAACUAAGGUAACCACCGUGUUGGAAUAAUUUCAGUUCCGUUUUCGUCACUGAGUCAAACCAUAUUGUCUGCAUAUCGGUUUACUUUUUUACUUUAAACAUGUGAGUUUAGCGGAUUAUAUUUGGGAGAAAGAUUAGAGGGAUCACCAGAGACCUCAACGCUGUUUACUACCCGAUUCAGCACAGCAUGUCAACGGGCACUCGCAAAACCCCGAGCAACACUUCGACCGAAGAAUAGCGGACUGUUUUCAAAUCAUUUAGUCCCAAAAUCGAGGCGGGAACGUCGUUUUGUCACCGGAGCCCCGGCCGAUGUCCAUCAACCUGCCUGUCAACGCACACUAUGUUCCCCUUGGACUCGUCAUGGAACAUUUCUUUCGCAGGUUGCGGAUUCCUGGGCAUCUAUCAUGUCGGCGUCGCCAGCUGCCUGUUGGAGCAGGCACCUUUCCUUGUGCACAAUGCCAAACACAUUUAUGGGGCUUCAGCCGGCGCGCUCACCGCCACCGCGCUGGUCACCGGCGUGUGCCUUGGAGAGGCUGGUGCCAGUAUCAUUGAGGUCGCCAAGGAAGCCAGAAAGCGUUUCCUCGGCCCGAUGCAUCCUUCCUUCAACCUGGUGAAGAUCGUGCGCUUCAUGUUGCAGCGCACUCUGCCCGCUGACUCUCACCAGAUCGCCAACGGCAGACUGGGAAUCUCUCUGACCAGAGUAACAGAUGGAGAAAAUGUGGUUGUAUCUCACUUCAACAACAAGGAGGAGAUUGUGCAGGCAUGUGUUUGCAGUGCCUACAUCCCCGUGUAUUGUGGCAUUAUUCCUCCCACACUUCAAGGAGUGCGAUACGUUGAUGGGGGAAUCUCAGACAACUUGCCUCAUUACGAGCUGAAAAACACAAUCACGGUUUCCCCGUUCUCUGGUGAGAGCGAUAUUUGUCCCCGAGACACCUCAACCAACAUACAUGAGCUGCGCUUCACCAACACCAGCAUCCAGUUCACCCUCACCAACCUUUACAGAAUUUCCCGGGCACUUUUCCCACCAGAUCCAAUGGUAAUGAAAGCCAUGUGUAAACAGGGAUAUAAUGACGCGCUGCACUUCCUGAAGAAAAAUGGAUUGCUCAAUUUCAGCGACCCCCAAAUUGACAGAGCCCUCCUGGGAAACAGAGAAAAACACGAGGAUCAAGUUGACUAUGUUCAUGCUGAUGUCAAAGGUGUUGGAGAGGAUGAAAAGAUGCAUAUGGUCGAUAGACCAUUGACUGUUCAUCCCGCAAUAGAGGAGCACAUCAUUGUACGCCUUCCACCCACUCUGCACAAAGCCCUAAUUGAGGCCUGCACAGAGCGAAGGAGCCUGGUGCAGUCGCUUAGCAACCUGCUUCCUUUCAGGAUGGCAUCUGCCAUGAUGCUCCCCUACACUCUCCCUCUUGAGUCCGCUCUGUCUUUGACUCUCAGACUUUUAGAAUGGUUGCCAGAUGUGCAGGAGGAUGUCGGGUGGAUUCAGGAGCAGUUGGUGAAAGUCCUUCAGCAUGUGCUGCGCCAGGCCUCCAAAAGCAUUACGCAGCAUUUUUCUGCCCGAUUCUCCUGUCAACUGGAGCUGCACCACUACCAGUCCCUCCCAUCCCAGAUCCGUUCCACCGGUUUGUAUGGCACAUGGGUGGGCAGCAGCACUCUUUCAUUCCAGGACAUCUUUACGCGUUUAGACCAGUACAAGCGACAACUGCUAUCCGGGACCUUUUGCGUCAACAUGAAUCUGGAAGGAUCCUUCCAAACGGGGUCGAUGUCAGUGGACAAAAGCUCUGCUUCCUUCCUCCCUGCAGAAGGCUUCCCAACACACACGGGUGGUCUUAGUGACUCCAAAGAUGCCAUACAUCACUUUGAUUCAGACCUGCCACUUAUAAAUCCAGGUGCACAUCAAACAAAUUACUAUCAGUUUUGAAUACCUGUUU
This is a messenger RNA of Hippocampus zosterae (dwarf seahorse), 1968 nucleotides long. RefSeq names its product patatin-like phospholipase domain containing 2 (gene pnpla2). The transcript has 9 exons. Lineage: Eukaryota; Metazoa; Chordata; Actinopteri; Syngnathiformes; Syngnathidae. The record is from RefSeq and is a predicted model, not a curated record. Gene Ontology annotation, molecular function: triacylglycerol lipase activity. Gene Ontology annotation, cellular component: membrane; cytoplasm; lipid droplet. The coding region runs from base 381 to 1958 and encodes 525 amino acids. Gene Ontology annotation, biological process: lipid homeostasis; positive regulation of triglyceride catabolic process; triglyceride catabolic process.